AUGGCGGCUUAUGAUGGCCGAGUGUGUAGCGGGCGGGUGGUGCAGGUGAAUCUUGAGGAACUCCAGCAACCUGUGACAUCAUUUGAAAUGAACAAUCAAACCUAUGUCACUGAAUUCAUCCUCCUGGGAUUUUCCAACCAUUCCAACCUACAGGCCUUGUUCUUUUUGAUCUUCCUGGUCAUUUACCUGACAACUCUGCUGGGAAACAUGCUCAUAAUCACAGCCACCAGGGUCAGUCCUGCUCUUCACACGCCAAUGUAUUACUUCCUCAGCAACUUGAGCUUCUUGGACAUCUGCUACACAUCUACCACCGUUCCCGUCAUGCUGGUGAACUUCUUCCGGGAGAAGAAGACCAUCUCCUACGAGGGCUGCCUUUCCCAGGUCUUUUUCUUUGUGACAUGCGCUGGCACUGAAUGUGUCUUAUUGGCUGCUAUGGCUUAUGAUCGCUAUGUAGCCAUCUGUCGCCCUCUUCAAUAUCCGGUUCUCAUGAGCGUGACAGUGUGUGCGUACUUGGUGGCUGGGUCCUGGCUGUGUGGGCUGGUGAAUUCUAUGACACACACAGGGCUGACAGCCACACUCAGUCUGUGUGGGCCCAACCAGAUCAGCCACUUUCUCUGUGACGUCCCCUUACUCCUGAAGCUCUCCUGCUCAGACACCUCUGUCAACGAGUCUGUGCUCCACGUGGCCAGCGCCACCAUUGGCCUGAGCCCCUGCCUGUUUACUGCAGUGUCCUACAUUCUCAUCAUCUCUGCCAUCCUGAAGAUUCCCUCUGCUCAGGGCCGGAGCAAGGCCUUCUCUACCUGUGCAUCCCACCUCACUGUGGUGGUGGUCUUCUUUGGAACAGCCAACUUCAACUAUGACAGACCUGAUGUAGGCUACAACCUCGAUAUGGACAUCCUGGUCUCUGUGCUCUUCUGUAUUGUGACCCCCAUGUUGAACCCCAUCAUCUACAGCCUGAGAAAUAAGGAAGUCAAAGGAGAACUGAAGAAACUGGCUGGAAAACAUGGAAUCUCUA
This is a messenger RNA of Tupaia belangeri chinensis (Chinese tree shrew), 1015 nucleotides long. RefSeq names its product olfactory receptor 5V1. The annotation marks the transcript as partial. Gene Ontology annotation, biological process: G protein-coupled receptor signaling pathway. The record is from RefSeq and is a predicted model, not a curated record. Gene Ontology annotation, molecular function: olfactory receptor activity; G protein-coupled receptor activity. NCBI's taxonomy places the organism in Eukaryota, Metazoa, Chordata, Mammalia, Scandentia, Tupaiidae. Gene Ontology annotation, cellular component: membrane. The transcript has 2 exons.